UGAAAUGUAAGAGGAUCUAAUUCAUAGAAUAAAGUAAAUUUUCAAAAGAAUGAAAUUUUAAGUUUAUUGAAGGAGAUAUAUUUUAAAUCAAUGAUUAUAUCGGAAUUGACGUGUUCAGUCGAGCGACAUACAUCCUGAACUUUGAACCUUAACAAAUCCAGAACAUGUUGACUGUCGUUGAGUUGAACCUGUGAGACAGUGAUACUCCAAAGCUAAGACCAUGAGUACAAGCAGCGAUUUAAUCACCGGAAUAAUUAAAUUUGGAGGCCAGACCAAUGGAAGGGACAAGUUUUUCAGGUUGGUUCAAUACUCAGUCAAAUUGAUAUGGUGGAACCUAAAGAAUAAGAAUGAUUUGGUGGAGAAACUCAAGAAACUUGAGUCGUCUAUGAGUAUGACUCGGAAAUUACUCCGAAUGGGGAAGAGCCUGGACUUUAUUCAGGCAGCUCUGAAGUCGCUUCAUAUUAAAGACGACAUUAUCAGAUGGACUGUAACCCUGUCAAAAAUUAGCCAAUCAAUGUUCCUGCUGUUCGAUCACAUUAUCUACUUCCAUAAUCUUGGGAUCAUAAAGACAGACAAGGCGAAGUGGUCCAAGAUUUCUGCCCAAUUCUGGUUCUUCAGUCUAGCGUUGAAUUUAACCCGUAACUUUUACGAUAUCGCAAAUCUGGUUAAAUUAGAAAUGAGCAAGCAGCAGAAGAGAGGGAACGAAAUUCAGUACAGCAAUGGAGAAACAACAGCUACAUACAAUGGAAGAAGGACUCCGAAUGCUGGGGCUUUGUCAGUGGUGGUACAAUGUGUCUGUGAUAACAAACCGGUGUUUUUGGACUUGGUGAAAAAUGUUUCGGACUUAGUUUUGCCAUUGAAUACGCUCGGAAAAGUGAAUGCAAGUACCGGUGUCCAGGGAUUCCUCGGAAUCAUUUCUUCGAUGAUUGGAGUUGCUACAGUGUGGAAUCCAACACUAAAGCUUGUGCCUUAAUUGGAAACUUGAUGCAGAGCCUUUGGUUUGAAAUUAAUUUUUUUAUAUUGUUCAGCAUCCAAUAACUAAAGAUUUGUUGGGGACAGCCAAAAACACUUGUAUUUUUUUUUUCAAUUUUCAUUAUAUUUUUAAUAGAGGUCAUGCAUGCUCACAAUCCUGUCAGUGUAUUUCCAGGGUUAAAAAUUUCUUUUUCCAAAAUGCACACUUAGUAAUAUAAUCAUCAAAGUAAACUGAAUUGAAUUUUUUUUUUUUUUACAACAAUUGACAAAUAAGUUCUACGACAAAUAUUAAUAUCUCUCAUUGGCACAAUUGUUAGCAUGAGGAGAUUAUUAUAAUCAUUCAAUCAAGCUGCAUCCCUGUGGGCGAUUUUUAAACCCUUUUGAAUUAUGGUACCGGUACUUCACUAUCAAACUAGGGUUUUAAUACAAACUAGUGCCUAUAUUGGUUAUAUACACCAUUACACUUAAUUGUGAUAUACUUGUAUAUAUAUGAAAUGCAUCUUCCUUUUGUGUCUUAAGUUAUUGAACAAAAAUGCAUGUGAUGCGUGCAAAGUCAACAUUUGUUGCAACUUGCAAAUGCUGUAGAUUCCUUACUUUAUGUGAUUACCAUAUUCUGCGAUUCCUCCGUUUGGCAUUAAGUUGCAAGAACUUAAAAUCUUGAGCACCAAACUUUCAAAGAAUAUAUGCAACUGGCAGAAAAAUAAAAGUGAAAUUCGACAUAUUUAUUCAUUGUUCAAGAUUAUCAUGCACAUACUACCAUAUAUGUAUCUGUAAAAUGAAAAAUUUUCGUUGAAAAUUGCAGAAUUAUAGAUGAUUGUUUACAUGUAAUCGCCUUCCUCAAUGUUUUUUAGUACUUCGCUUCAUUAUGCUUAAUCCUUUUAAUUCUUUUAUUUAUUGGGGUUUUUUUUCUUUUAAAUUUAUUUUAUAUGUACAUGUAUAUGAUACAAUCAAGCAACCUUUUAUACACAUAUUUAUAUUGAUUAUGACAGAAUUAUUGUUUUCAUGAA
Molecule: messenger RNA, 1979 nt
Organism: Magallana angulata
Lineage: Eukaryota; Metazoa; Mollusca; Bivalvia; Ostreida; Ostreidae
Product: peroxisomal membrane protein 11B-like
Exons: 3
Coding region: 221-973 (250 amino acids)
Biological process (GO): peroxisome fission; regulation of peroxisome size
Cellular component (GO): peroxisomal membrane
Source: RefSeq, a predicted model, not a curated record